Plasmodium inui San Antonio 1 is the source of this 3384-nucleotide messenger RNA. RefSeq names its product ubiquitin-activating enzyme E1. The transcript is spliced from 2 exons. Gene Ontology annotation, molecular function: SUMO activating enzyme activity. Lineage: Eukaryota; Apicomplexa; Aconoidasida; Haemosporida; Plasmodiidae. Gene Ontology annotation, cellular component: cytoplasm; SUMO activating enzyme complex. Gene Ontology annotation, biological process: protein sumoylation. The record is from RefSeq and is a predicted model, not a curated record. Bases 1 to 3384 code for a protein of 1127 amino acids.
AUGCCUCUUCCCCCCGUGCAGAAAAAACAGCGAACGUACGAAUCCGUUAACGUGGAGGAGAUGGAAGGAAAAAGGGAAAUCCCCGAAGGAUGCAACAUGGUGGGAAAGAAGGAGAAUGAACAAAUCGACGCCGAUUUGUACUCAAGGCAGCUGGGAACAUACGGAUUUGAAUUAAUGAAUAAGCUUAUCAAACUGAACAUCCUGAUCGUGAAUGUGAAGAGUGUCGGCUUGGAAUGUGCAAAGAAUUUGAUUCUGUCUGGGCCCAAAUCUGUAUGCAUAUACGACAAUGACAUCUGCCAAGUCUCCGACAUCGGGGUCAAUUUCUACAUCGACGAAGAAGACGUGAAGAACAAAGUGACGCGAAGUGAUGCAGUGAUAAAGCAGCUGCAGGAACUGAAUAGCUAUGUGCACAUCUAUAACUACAAGGGAGAGUUAGACGAACCCUUUCUUCAAUCCUUUGAUGUGGUUGUAUGUUGCGAUGUAAGUCAUACGCUUUUAGUUAAGUACAGCAAGAUGGUGAGGAGCAUUUCUCCUGCGAAAAAAAUCGCCUUCCUAUGCUGCAACAUUUAUGGCUUGUGCGGGUACCUCUUUGUCGAUUUUGGAAAAGGAUUUGUCUGUUAUGAUAAGGAUGGAGAGAAUAUCAAAUCGUGCAACAUCAGUAAGAUAAGCAAAGCCACCGAGGGAGUGGUCUCUUUCGAUUUCGAUAAAGGUGCCCCCUUCCAAAAAGGAGACUACGUUAAAUUUACCAAGGUAGAAGGGAUGACCCAAAUAAAUCACAAAAUUUUUCAAAUAAAGGAUAUGCACAAAUAUACGUUCUCCAUUGGGGACACUUCUCAGUUUGAUGAUUACUUAAAGGGAGGGGAGUGCACUCAGGUAAAGAGCCACCUCAGGAUGGACUUCCAGCCGUAUGAUUUUGUUUGCGGGAGGCCCUUGGCCUGGGAGGGGGCAUCAACCGGGGCAGCAGGGGGAGAAAUGUCGCCCGGGAUCCGCCUCCCCCUGUCGGACAACGAAACCAUCUACGAAGACGUGCCCCCCCCCCAGUCCUUCCUCAUCUCCGAUUACGCCAAGUGCGACAUGAGCAAUCAGCUGCACUACGCCAUCCAGGCACUGAAAAGGUACGAAGCAGAGAAUAACAAUGUGCUGCCACAGAACGAUGAGGAGGAGGCCUUCGAGAAGGUAUUUCAAAUUGCACUUCAGCUGAACGAGGCAGAUAAGGAAGGAAAGAAGACCUAUGCUGUGGACGAGGUGAGAAAGGAUGUCGUGUUUAACGUGGCCAAGUAUUGUACAGCUCACCUUGCACCCGUGGCUUCCUUCUUUGGAGGGUUACUAGCACAGGAGGUGAUAAAAUUUACGGGGAAAUAUAUGCCGAUAUAUCAGCUGCUUUAUGUGGACUUUUUCGAGUGCAUUUCGCUAGGCAUGGAAGCCGAAACGGGAGUAGAAAACGAUGACAUCAGUAAGGAGAAUUGCAAAAAUGAUAAUGUCAUCACCGUUUUUGGAAAGGCCUUCCAGAAGAGGCUGAACGGGUUGAAUGUUUUUCUCGUCGGAUCAGGCGCAUUGGGGUGUGAGUACGCUAAGCUGUUUUCCCUGCUGAACAUGUGCUCAGUGAAGGAGAAGGGGAAGCUAACCAUCACGGAUAAUGACAACAUAGAAGUGUCGAAUCUUAAUAGGCAGUUCCUUUUUCGAAGGGAAAAUGUGGGAAAAUCAAAAUCGCUAAUCGCAUCUGGUAUUAUAAAAGAGAAGAACGGAGAGAUGAACGUAGAAUCGCUUGAGACGAAAGUUGGACCAGAGAAUGAACACAUAUUUAAUGAGCACUUCUGGACCAAACAGGACAUGAUAGUAAAUGCAUUAGACAACAUUCAAGCAAGACAGUACGUAGAUAACAAAUGUGUCUGGUAUUCUAAACCCUUAUUUGAAUCUGGCACAUUGGGAACAAAGGGAAAUGUACAGAUCAUUCUGCCGUUUCUAACUCAAUCGUAUAAUGAUAGUUAUGACCCUCCAGAAGAUUCCAUCCCAUUGUGUACACUGAAGCAUUUUCCCUACGACAUUGUACAUACGAUAGAAUACGCUAGAGAUAUAUUCCAGGGGCUCUUUUACAACACGCCUCUAAGUCUGCAGGAGUUUCUAAACGACAAAAAGGAGUACGUGAAGAAGGUGCAGCAGGAAGGGAACAAUGCAUCUCUCUUGGAGACAUUGCAAAAUGUCUUGACCACACUGAAGGAGGUGUCUAAAGAGGCUAACUUCAAAUUCUGCAUCAGAAAAGCAGUGGAUUUAUUUUACACCAACUUUAUCAACCAGAUUCAUCAGCUUCUUUAUUCCUUCCCAUUAGACUACAAAUUGGCUAGUGGAGAGUUUUUUUGGGUUGGUCAGAAAAAACCACCACAAGUUAUCUCCUUCGAUAUAGAGAACGAAUUCGUAAGAGAGUUCCUUUUCUGCACGUCUAAUCUCUUCGCACAGGUUUAUAAUAUCCCACCAUGCUACGAUUUGAAAUACAUUUUAGAGGUAGCUAGCCAGAUUGAAGUCAAACCAUUUGAGCCAAAAAGGGUGAAAGUUAAGAUGGAUGAGAAGAAUCUGAACAAUAUUUCCAUCUCUUUCGUAGAUGAUGAGAAACUAAUUCAGGAUUUCUGUCAAGAGUUAUUAAAUGUAGAAUGUGCUCACGUGAAGGUGUCUCCAAUUGAGUUCGAUAAAGAUGAAGAGACCAACAUGCAUGUGAAUUUUAUUUAUUCCUUUUCUAACCUGAGGGCUAUUAAUUACCGUAUCGAGACCUGCGAUAAAUUGAAGGCUAAACUAGUUUCAGGGAAAAUCAUCCCCGCGCUGGCCACCACCACGUCUAUCAUUACGGGUUUGGUAGGAAUCGAACUGCUAAAGUAUGUGAAUUAUUAUGGCUACUUCCAAUUAUACGUGGAAUCCACUCAGGAGAAGAGAAAACAGAUGAAGGAUCUGCUUCCCUAUUUUAAGAACGCGUUUAUUAACUCGGCUCUGCCCAUGUUUCUCUUCUCGGAACCCAUGCCGCCCAUCAAGAUGCGCGACAAGGAAUGGGACGAGCUCAUGAAGGGCCCCGUCAGGGCCAUUCCCAACGGAUUCACCUCCUGGGACAAGAUACAGAUCCAGAUAGUGAACGGAACCAUCAAGAACCUGAUAGACCACAUAAACGAGCAGUUCAGCAUCGAAGUGAACCUCAUCUCCGUGGGGAACGCCUGUCUCUAUAACUGCUACCUCCCCGCGCACAACAGAGACCGCCUCAACAAGCCCAUCCACGAAAUAUACUCGGAGAUCACCAAGCAGAAGUUGCUUGACGACAAAAACUACAUCGUAGUCGAAGCCAGCUGUAGUGACCAGGACCUCGUGGAUGUCCUCAUACCGUCCAUUAAGUUUAUCUACAAAUGA